Molecule: messenger RNA, 7980 nt
Organism: Trichosurus vulpecula (common brushtail)
Lineage: Eukaryota; Metazoa; Chordata; Mammalia; Diprotodontia; Phalangeridae
Gene: MYO18B
Product: myosin XVIIIB
Exons: 44
Coding region: 208-7758 (2516 amino acids)
Cellular component (GO): myosin complex
Molecular function (GO): cytoskeletal motor activity; protein binding; ATP binding
Source: RefSeq, a predicted model, not a curated record
GAUCCCUUAGCUGCUAAUAGAGACGCUCGGCCCAGUGUGUACCAUUCCCUGUCACCUGAAUCCCAGUGUGCUGCUUACUAAAGAAGUGUGUGUCCAGUCCCAGGGACAGUCUGAUCGAUGUCUCAUCUGUGUCCAUAAAGCCUCAUUCUGUAUUGUCUCGUGUGGAGCCCCAUCUCAUCCCAUCUCAUCUCAUCUGCCCGCUUCACCAUGGCCAUCUCAUCACGCCUCGCCCUGUGGGAGCAAAAGAUCAGGGAAGAAGACAAAAGCCCCCCACCCUCCUCACCACCUCCCCUUUUCUCUGUAAUUCCGGGGGGCUUCAUCAGGCAACUGGUUCGGGAAACAGAAAAGGAGUCCAAGGAAGCGAAACGGAAAAAACAGACAUUGGCCAACUCCCAAGAACAGACAGCCCCAGAAAAUAGUGACAGCUCUGUCCAUAGGAGCCAUAGACCCUCCGGGACUCAGAGUCCCCAGGGUGGCCAGCCUGAGCCAGCAUCCCCCAGCCCCAGUGUUGUUGUCGAGAACAUUCCUAAUGAGAAGGAAGGCAUGGCCAGCCCAGAGCCAGUGCUGAUGAGCAGCAUAAAUGGGGAAAACCCCCAAGGCAAGAGCACCGUGGAGUCCCCUCCCAAGAAGCCUCAGCCUCUCAAGAGGGCCAGGAAGACCAGCGAAGUCCUGCUGAUGGUGGCCAAGAUCAAUUCAGAAGUACCCAAGCCAGAGCAGAGGACUCACCCAGUUGACCUCCCGACCCAUAAGCCUCCUUCCUCUAUUCCAGAGCUGGAAGGGGAGAAGAAAGGACAACCUCCAGGGGACCCUAGUGGUCCACAGAAAGUUACUGAGGAUUCUGCCAAAAAGGUGGAGAAACUGAGGACAGUGGGUGGCCCAGACUCCACAGACAUACCUCCUAAGAAGAGCGAAAAGCCUCAGAUCAAAGUGGGCAAGUGUGGCAAGGUGCUCCAGACCAAGGGGCUAACAGGGGGUGAGCCCCAGAGCAAAGAGGACCUGGGGACCAAGGCCCAAGCCAAAGCGGGGGAGCAGGGAGGUGAGGCUGAGGUGAAAGGAAGGAAGGAGGACAAAGCCCACAUACCCCCAAUAGAGGGGGAGGGCCAACCCCACGCAAAAGGAGAGUCAGGGCAUGAGCUCCAAAGCAAGCCAGGAAGGGCAGAUCACCCUAAGGAUGCAGUGGGGACAGGGAAGGAGCCCCAAAGCAAGCCAGGAAAGGGAGAGAGAGCCCACAGCCAGAUGAAAAAGUGGGGAGAAUCCCUGAACAAAUGGAGAAAGAGGAGCGGGUCCCAGAGUCAGGUGAGGAAGGAGAGUGAGCCCCAAAGUCAGGGGGGAAAGGAAGGUGGACCCCAAAGUCAGAUAAGGAAGGAGUGUGGAUCCCAGAGUCAGGUGGGGAAGGAGGAUGAGAAGGGGAGUGGUCUCCAAAGCAAAGGGAGGAAGGAAGAGGACCCCUCCCAAAGAGAAGAAGGUGGGAGUGAAGCUCUCAAAGAAGGAAAGGAAGGCCAUGGAUCUCCCACCACAGAGAAAGUGGGAGGUGCACCUGAAAACAAGGAGGAGACCAAAGGAACCCCAGUGAAGAUGGAAGAGGAAGAGGAGAAGGAGGAUGGAGAGAGAGGCCAGAGCAUCGAUCCAGACCAGGAACUGGAGGACACAUGGUAUGAAGCUGAGAAAGUCUGGCUGGUUCAGAAAGAAGGAUUCACACUGGCUACGGUGCUGAAGCCAGAUGUGGGGACCCCAGAACUGGCUGCGGGACGAGUGAGACUUUGCAUCGAUGCAGACAAAUCCAUCACGGAGGUGGAUGAGGAGAACAUUCAUCGUGCCAACCCCCCGGAGCUGGAUCUGGCCGAGAACCUGGCCUCGCUCCAGAGCCUCAAUGAGUCCAGCAUCCUGAACACGCUUCAGCACCGUUACCAGGCCCAGCUCCCGCACACGUACACAGGACCAGACCUGAUCGUCCUGCAGCCCCAGGGUGCCCCAGCUCCUUUGUCUUGGAAGGUGCCCAAAGGAAGGAAGGAUGGCCUGGCGCCUCACAUCUGCUCCCUAGCCCAGAAGGCCUACUGGGCCAUGCUGAGCCAGCGCCAGGACCAGACUAUCGUACCCCUCGGCAGGAGCGGGGCUGGUAAAAGUACUUGCUGUGAGAGAGCCCUGGAGUACCUGGUGGGCAGCGCCGGCACUGUGGAUGGACAGGUCUCAGUGGAGAAGAUCCGUGCCACCUUCAUCAUCCUCAGGGCCUUUGGCUCGGUGCUGACCGAUCACAGCUACAGCUCCACACGCUUCUCCAUGGUCAUGUCCCUAGAUUUCAAUGCUACCGGCAGGGUCACAGCAGCUCACCUCCAGACCAUGCUCAUGGAAAGGGUUCGAGUGGCCCAGCAGCCAGAAGGGGAGGGAAACUUUGCUGUUUUCUCCCAGAUGUUGGCCGGGCUGGACCUCGAUACCAGGACAGAGCUAUACUUGCACCAGAUGGUGGACAGUCACUCCUUUGGCAUGGGCGUGUGGGCCAAGCCCGAAGAGAAGCAGAAAGCUGCAGCGGCAUUCUCUCACCUCCAAGGGGCCAUGGAGACUCUGGGCAUCUCUGUGAGUGAGCAGCGGGCCAUUUGGCGGGUGUUGGCAGCUAUUUAUCACCUUGGAGCAGCAGGAGCCUGUAAAGUUGGCAGGAAGCAAUUUAUGCGAUUUGAAUGGGCCAACUAUGCUGCCGAGGUGCUGGGCUGUGAGUACGAGGCGCUGACUACCGCUGUGUUCAAACACCAUCUCCGACAGAUAAUCCAGCAGGCAACAUCCAGGCUGAACCAACCCAACCACAAGGAGGAGCCCGAUGUGGGGCCCAAAAUGACCGGUGUGGAGUGUGUGCAGGGGAUGGCUUCAGGCCUCUAUGAAGAACUAUUCACCGUCAUUGUCUCACUUAUCAACAGGUCCUUGGCUUCCAGUCACCUCUCCAUGUUCUCCAUCAUGGUGGUGGACAACCCGGGCUUCCACAACCCCCGUCACCAGAAGAAGGAGCGGGCGGCCACAUUUGAGGAGCUUUGCCACAAUUAUGUUCAUGAACGGCUACAGACCUUGUUCUUUCGGAAGAAGUUUGAGACAGAGCUGGAUCGGUAUAGGGAGGAAAAGGUGGUGGUUCCCUUUGAUCUCCCAGAGCUCUCCCCAAGGACCACAGUGGCAAUCAUCGACCAGAAUCUCUCCCAGGUGCGUGUUCCAGUUGCGGGCCAAGCGGAGGAACCCAAAGGCCUUCUCUGGGUCCUGGAUGAGGAGGUCCGGAUCGAGGGGUCGGGUGACAAUGCUGUGAUGGAUCGCUUGUGUUUAGCCUUUGAGAAGAAGGAAGCUGGUGCUGAUGAACCACCUGCCUUCCGCAAGUGUGAGCACGGCCUGCAGUUUGAGAUCUCCCACCAGCUGGGCCGGGACCCUGUGCGCUAUGAUCUCAGCGGGUGGAUCCAGAAGGCCAAGCCCAACCUGUCGGCCCUGAACGCCAGUCAGGUGCUGCAGCAGUCUACGAGGGAGGAUCUCAGCAGCUUGUUCCAGCCUCGCUCCAGAGUGCCCCCGGUCUGCCGGGCAGUGACUGGCAUGGAGGGCUGUUCCCAGCAGGCCUUGCAUCGGGUCGGUUGUGUGAGGAAGACGUUUGCCAGUAGCAUAGCAGCCGUGAAGAGGAAGGCUGUGUGCACCCAGAUCAUCCUCCAGAUGGAUGCUUUGACCAAUGUGAUCAAAAGAUCCCAGCUGCACUUCAUCCAUUGCCUGGUCCCAACAUCAGGAUUGGAGGACAGAGGAGGGAGCACCAACCUGGAACCAGCUCACAGAGAGCACCCCGUGGACAUCUCCAUCCUGAGGGUCCAGCUUGCUGGGGCUCAGGUCCUAGAUGCCCUGAGGCUGCACCGGAUGGGUUACAUGGACCACAUGGGCUUCACUCGAUUCCGGCGGCAGUUCCAAGGUCUGGCUCCGGAGUUUAUGAAAAAGCUUUUGCUGCCCCAUGAGAGGAUGGAGGAGAGGAAGCUUAUUGAGGAACUUCUUCAAGAAUUGGACCUGGAGAAAGCAGCUGUCCAGCUCGGCAACACACAAGUGUUCCUGAAGUCAGGCGUCAUCUCCAGGCUAGAAAGGCAGCGGGAGAAGCUGGUCUCUCGGAAUAUAAUUCUCUUUCAAGCUGCCUGCAAGGGAUUCUUGUCCCGCCAGCAAUUCAAGAAAUUGAAGAUCCGGCAGCUGGCUGUCCAGUGUAUCCAGAGAAAUCUAACAGCGUUCCAGGUGGUGAAGGACUGGCCCUGGUGGCAGCUGCUGUGUCAUAUCCGGCCCCUAUUGAGUAUCACCAUCGGGGAGGACCAGCUCCGGGCAAAGGAGGAAGAGCUCACUGCCUUGAGAAAGAAACUAGAGACGUCUGAGAAGUCACGGAAUGAGCUUCGGCAGAACACAGACCUGCUGGAGAGCAAGAUCACCGACCUGACCACUGAGCUCUCUGACGAGCGCUUCAAAGGAGAGGUGGCCUGCCGGGUCCUAGAGAGCGAGCGGGCCGAGCGUCUCCGGGCCUCCAGGGAGAUCCAGGAGCUGAAGAGUAAAUACGAACAAACACAGAAGAGUUUGGGGUCAGUGGAGAAGCAGCUGGAGGAAGCCCAGCAUAAAAUUGAAUUGUGCGAAGUGGGGAAGUCUCAUUCUGGAGAAGCUGAUGACUGGCAGACACGUUUUGACUGCGCACAGACAGAAAUAGAGUUUCUCCGAAAGCGCCUCCUGAUGUGUGAGGAGAGACUAGAAUCUGAACUGAAGGCCAGAAAGGAACUAGAAGAAAAGCUUGGGGAAGCUCGGAACGCCUACGAGGAGGUCAAGAGGAGCUCUCAUCAGCUGAAGAGGAAGUGCCGCAAUCUGACCUGUGACCUUGAGGAUACCCGAGUACUGCUGGAGAACCAACAGAGCAGAAAUCAUGAACUGGAGAAGAAGCAAAAAAAGUUUGAUAUGCAGUUAACCCAGGCUAUUGGCGAAUCGUUGUUUGAAAGGGGCCUCCGGGAGAAACUGUCCCAGGAAAAUGCGAACAUCCGAUGGGAUCUUGGCAAACUUCAGAGCAAGUUAGAGGAAAGGGAGCAGGAAACUCUGGGUCUGAAACAGAAGCUUGAGAUGCUGAAGAGUCAAAACCUUGACUUAAGGCCCCUUGGGAUGGAAGCCGUGGCUGCCUUACAGAGAGAGCUUUGGGACCUGAAGUCCAGCGCCUUUGAGCAGCAGCAGAUACAGAAUGAGCAAGAGAUAACGAUUAAGAAACUGGAGCAGCUACGCGUUCGGUUUGAGAUGGAGAUUGAGCGGAUGAAACAGAUGCAUCUGAAGGAUCAGGAGGACAAGGAGGAAGAGCUGGAGGAUGUGCGCCAGUCCUGCCAAAAGCGGCUACGGCAGCUGGAGAUGCAGUUGGAACAGGAAAGCGAGGAGAAGAAGAUGGUCCUCCAUGAGAAGCAGGAUUUGGAAACCCUCAUUGGAACACUCUGUGAACAGAUUGGCCAUCGAGACUUUGAUGUGGAAAAACGCCUCCGCCGCGACCUGCGGAGGACCCAUGCUCUCCUGUCCGAUGUGCAGCUUCUCCUGUCGAACGUUGAGGACUCCCAGACAACGGUCAGCAAGGAAGAGCUAGAGAAGGUUCACAUUAAGCUAGAAGAAAGUGAAGCCAAGUGUGCCGAAGCUCAGAACACUCAGAAGCUGCUGGCCCAGGACCUAGAGAACAUGCAUACUGAGCUGGAGAACGUUACCAGGAACAAGAAUCUGGUUGAUGAGCAGCUAUAUCGGCUGCAGCUGGAGAGAGCUGACCUCCUGAAACGUAUCGAUGAAGACCAGGAGGAUCUGAACGAGCUAAUGAAGAAACACAAAGAACUCAUCGCCCAGUCUUCCCAGGACAUUGUGCAGAUUCAGGAACUGCAGCUGAGCCUGGAAGAAGCAAAGAAAGAGAAGCAAAGCCUCCAGGAAAAGCUGCACAGCGCUCAGUCCCGCAUCGAGCACCUGGAGAAGACGACGGUGGAUCGCAACAUUGUCAGCCGUCAGGAAGCGUUGAUCUGUGACCAGGAGAACAAGUUGGAGUUCCACAAAGUCCAGAUUAAGAGAUUUGAGGUACUGGUGAUUCGGCUUCGGGACAGUGCGCUCAAGAUGGGUGAGGAGCUGGAGAAGGCCAUGAUCUCUGAGACUGAGCAGAAGGAGUCCUGCCAGUAUUACCAGAGGAGGAUGGAGGAGAUGAAAGCAGACAUGGCAGAGCUGAUGAAGCAGGAGGCAGAGACUAGCCGCCGGUGCCUUGAUCUGGAGAAGCAUGUAGAGGAGCUCCUGGCAGUGAAUCUGACAUUACAGGCUGACCUCGAGGUAUCCAUCCGGCGGAUUGCCGAUCUGCAGGCUGCCCUGGAAGAUGUGGACUCCUGUCCUAGUGAUGACAGUGUCCGGACGAUGCCGGAAUCCUCUCCUACCCAAGCCCGAAGAGAGAUAGAUGAUCAGUCCCUUCUGGACUCCUCCACAAGCUCUCAGCCAAUGGAAAGCAUCAGAUCCUGGCUGAGUUUGUCCCCAAGCCCAUCGCCGUCCAGGUCCAGCUGCACAGGGAGGAGUCCUUCGCAGCAGUCAGCCAACGGCAGUGGAAUUCUGGAUCAGAGGAUGCACCGAGAUGCCAGAGAUGCUGAGAGGAGCCAACCAACAUCUUUGAGGACUGAUGCCCAAUCUCUAGGGGAUAAAAGCUUUAUUGGACGACCCACUUCACCUUUCACCUUCCAGAGGCGAGACUACAGUAAAACUAUCGGAAGUGAGAGUUCUGAGACAUGGAGGGAUACAAUUAACAAAUCAAAGGGUCACUCAUCAAUGACAUCCCUGACUUUGGAAAAAAAGUUCCCAAGUUCCUCUUGGGCCCUUUCUGAAUUUAUUGAAGGAUUCCGGAGAAAACAGUCAGAGAAAGAGCAGGAUGCAUUAGGAGCAGAAGACUGGCCCACCUUACCCAUCUAUCAGACCACUGGCGCAUCUUCUCUGCGGAGGUCUUUGGAGACAGUGAGACUCCCAGAAAAGUCAUCUCUGGAAACUGAGGCAGAGAGUCCACGAUCUGGGCUGCUGAGGUCCACCAGCCUCAAGUGUCUCUCCUCCGACAAAUCUGACACUUCCCUUUCUUUGCCUGCUCCUCCAAAAUCAAUGUAUAGGUCUUGUGAUUCCCUCUUAGCGUCUGAGACCACAGAAGGCAGUUUCAGCAGGAGGCUGAGCUCACCAGUGGGAGACAGCCUGGGGAAGUUUGCCCAGUCUAAGUUGCGCAUUCGGAGGCCAUGCAUUGAUGCACCCCUAGAGGAAGUAGAGGACCCAGACCUGGGAAAAGAAUCCCUGGUCUUUCAGAACCGAAGGUUCUCCAACCUGCUGAAUGAGCCUUUGGAACCCGAUUCUCUGGCUUGGAAGCUGCCGAGAUAUGAACAGAAACCCAGAGUGAGUUUUGAUGACUAUGUCCCAGCCAUCCGAAAAUCCAACUCUCCCAUGAGAGCCAGGAGGGACAGAGGAGAUGACCUGAAGCCUGGGACCAGUAUGAAUAAGAGCGAGACUUCUUCAGAUUAUCUGUUCUCAGGAAGUAGCAGUGCCUUCCGGGAAAACUUGGAACCCAAGGAGGACACAGGCCACCUAUCUGACUCUUCAUCAUCUUCGAGCUCUGCGAUGUCAUACAGAAGCGCGGACAGCAUCAAGAGCCGCCCAGGAUCCCUAAAACGAGAUGAGGAGAGUGAUAGGAGAUCCCGAUAUGGAACAUCGAUGGAUGCUGAGAGGCAAGAUGAGGUGGAGAGCAUCAUGAAGAAAUAUCUCCAGAAGUAGGGAAUGGCGCAGCAUCCAGAGUCUUGAGUUCCUGGAGAGCUUCUCCUGCUGUUCAGCUUUUCGAAGAGAAAUACACAAGGGGCUCUGCAUCUGCCUGUCUGCAGGCGAUGCCACCGAAAAAUUUCCCAAUGGAUUCUGACAAGCCUGAGGAUUUAUUUUGUAAGAGGUGCUGGGGUUUGGACAGUGAUUUAUACACAAUAAAACCGAGGUGGCUUCUUUGAA